AUGGCAAAAGUUUUACUGGCGCUGAUUGCCGUGUGCUUCGUUCCCGCCAUUUCCGGCUCCAGAAUCGUCGGCGAACCAUAUAUCGUGAAGGGCUCCGUCUACUGCGACACCUGCCGCUGCGGUUAUGAGACCGACGCCACUAAGUAUAUGGCCGGGGCUACAGUGAGAAUCGAGUGCCGGAACAGGGACACGGCCCAGGUGACUUACCGGAGCCAAGAGGCAAUAACCGACUCGAAAGGCAGCUACACAAUCAAGGUCUAUGGGGAUCGUGGGGACGAUUAUUGUGAUGUGGUUCUGGUUAGGAGCUCCGACCCGCUUUGCAGCACGCCCAAUAUGGGUCGUGACCGGGCCCGAGUGAUCCUCACGGAUAACAACGGCAUGACCUCAUAUGUUCGACACGCCAAUAACAUGGGCUUCCUUGCAGCUACCCCACUCUCCAACUGUGGCAAGAUCCUCAUGAAACACAAAACUCCAACCAUCCUCCACAAUUGUUCGUCGGGGGUCCUCCUCCUGGAAUCCCACUGGGUCUUGUCGCGACUGUUCGAGACGGCGGAUACCCAAGGAGUGGAAGCACGGGUGCGAGACGUUUACUCGCUGCAGAUUUGA
Messenger RNA from Striga hermonthica, 606 nucleotides. NCBI's taxonomy places the organism in Eukaryota, Viridiplantae, Streptophyta, Magnoliopsida, Lamiales, Orobanchaceae. The record is from the annotation of a GenBank genome assembly.